Scleropages formosus (Asian bonytongue) is the source of this 4920-nucleotide messenger RNA. RefSeq names its product CCR4-NOT transcription complex, subunit 6-like (gene cnot6l). The coding region runs from base 239 to 1888 and encodes 549 amino acids. The record is from RefSeq and is a predicted model, not a curated record. The transcript is spliced from 12 exons. Gene Ontology annotation, molecular function: 3'-5'-RNA exonuclease activity; protein binding. NCBI's taxonomy places the organism in Eukaryota, Metazoa, Chordata, Actinopteri, Osteoglossiformes, Osteoglossidae.
AGGAGAGUCUGGAGUCGUGUUGCGCGAACUCCCCCCGUGAACUGCUCGCACCUUUCGGCGGAGGGGGCGCGCUCCGCGAGCUCAGGAGCGGCGGCCAUGAUUGCUGCCCCUCUCCGCUCUCGGCCGGGCUCUCAGGAGCGCUCAGGAGGCGCGGACGCCGGAGCACCGCCGGCUGCAUGUCUCUCCAGAGCACCGCGCCGGAUCGUCUUUAUCGCACACUGAAUGCAGAUUAACAGGUAUGCCAAAAGAAAAAUAUGAUCCCCCAGAUCCUCGCAGGUUAUAUACAAUUAUGUCCGCAGAGGAGGCAGCCAGUGGGAAGAAGUCACACUGGUCAGAGUUGGAGAUCUCUGGACGGGUCAGAUGCCUGAGCAGUUCACUGUGGACGCUGACACACUUGACAGCAUUACACCUUAACGACAACAAUUUGAGCCGCAUCCCGCCUGAAAUCGCCAAGCUCCAAAACCUGGUGUAUCUGAACUUGUCCUCCAACAAGCUGCGCAGCCUCCCAGCAGAACUUGGAAACAUGGUGUCUCUCAGGGAAUUACUUUUAAAUAACAAUCUUUUGCGGGUUCUGCCUUAUGAACUUGGACGGCUGUUUCGACUACAAACAUUGGGAUUGAAAGGAAAUCCACUGUCACAAGAUAUCCUCAACCUUUACCAGGAACCAGAUGGAACCAGAAAGUUGCUAAAUUAUAUGCUUGACAAUCUCGCAGUGCAUCCAGAACAGCUUCCCCAAAGACCAUGGAUCACUCUGAAAGAACGAGACCAAAUGAUCCCGACAGCUAUGUUCACCAUCAUGUGUUACAAUGUGCUGUGUGACAAGUAUGCCACAAGGCAGCUGUACGGCUAUUGUCCAUCGUGGGCACUGAACUGGGAGUACAGGAAAAAGGGAAUCAUGGAGGAGAUCACCAACUGUGAUGCAGAUAUCAUCAGCCUUCAGGAAGUGGAAACUGAGCAAUAUUAUACCCUCUUUCUGGAAACCCUGAAGGAGCGUGGCUACGAUGGCUACUUCUGUCCAAAGUCUCGUGCCAAACUGGUGUCUGAGCCAGAGAGGAAACACGUGGAUGGUUGUGCAAUAUUCUUCAAAACAGACAAAUUCACGCUUGUGCAAAAGCAUACUGUGGAGUUCAAUCAGGUGGCCAUGGCAAACUCAGAAGGGUCGGAGGUCAUGCUGAAUCGAGUAAUGACAAAAGACAACAUCGGCGUAGCUGUAUUGUUAGAGGUCAAUAAAGAGCUCUUUGCUGGCGGGGCAAAGCCCUUGCAAGAGAAACAGCUCCUCCUGGUGGCCAAUGCCCACAUGCACUGGGACCCAGAGUUCUCUGAUGUGAAGCUCAUCCAGACCAUGAUGUUCAUCUCAGAACUGAAGAGCAUUGUGGAGAAGGCCUCUGAGUCUGAGGCAUCCAGCUCAGCAUCUCUGGACUCCACCUCCAUCCCCAUUGUCUUGUGUGCAGAUCUCAACUCAUUGCCAGACUCGGGAGUGGUUGAGUAUUUGAGCAAUGGUGGUGUAGCGGAAAAUCACAAGGACUUCAGAGAACUCCGCUAUAGUGAAUGUCUGACAAACUUCAGCUGCACCAGUAAAAAUGGGAACACAGAAGGCAGCAUCACACAUGGCUUCCAGCUGAAGAGCGCUUAUGAGAGCGAUCUGAUGCCUUACACCAAUUAUACUUACGACUUCAAGGGCGUGAUUGACUACAUUUUCUACUCCAAGACCCACAUGAGUGUCCUGGGUGUUUUGGGGCCGUUGGAUGCGCAGUGGCUGAUGGACAACAACAUCACAGGCUGUCCACACCCACACAUCCCCUCUGACCACUUCUCUCUGCUGGCCCAGCUGGAGCUGCGCCCACCUGCAGCUUUACUCAAUGGCCUGCACCUGUCCGUCCAGAGGUAGUACGGCACCCACCCCCGUCCCCAUCCUGCAGCUGUGGACACUCGGAGCCUCCACCACCCACCUCCAUCCUAGCGGCAAGGAGUGAAGUAUGGCCGCCACACUGAUCAGUACCUCUGCCAAGGUGCUCCUUUUUAAUGUUUGCACAUGGAUUUUACUCAUUUUGUCUCAAAGCUUGACACCAAAUUAGGGUUGGGAUACUUUUGUUUUUUUAUCUUAAGAUGUGCAGUUGGAACUACCCCUAUUUUAUCCUGAACUGACUGGUCUAUAAAUGUGAGCACUGUAAGUUCAUAUUAAUCAUGUCCUCUGACCAUGCAUCCUGCCUAGAGUCUCCAGUAGGUAUGGAAAUUGUUUAUAUCUCUUUUCAGAGUAAAAAAGCUUAUAGUUGAUUUAAAAAAAAAAAAAAAAAAAACCUGUGAUUUAUCUGUAAUGUCACAAAUUUCAAGAAAAAAAAUAGUGCCCGGUAAGAUUUAAAAUAGGAUCCCAGCCCUAUUCAGUAAAACUAAAUAUUUUCUUUGUAAUGUUUCCGUGCUGCUACUUCUACACUAUGCAUUUUUUCUUAAAAAAAUGUAUUAUUUGCUGCAAGCAGUAUGCACAUGAACCAAAAAGAUUUUAUUUUUGUGGUAAAACACAGCACAUGUAUAUUUUAUUUUUCAAAGGUCAAACUGCUAUGUUUGCUGGAAAUGCAUAAACCUGCCAAUCUGUUCAGGUCCUUGGUGUUAAGAAUCUUCAGGUGAUAAUGUGGACAGCGUAUUUGAAAUCUGAUGAAGCCAGCUGAGCAUACGAGUAUGAAUUUGAGAUUUUUCACCUUGAAAUAGUUAAAGGAAAUUCUGUAAGAUACACAUUCUCUCAUAUCAUAGAGAUUUUGUAAGCAUUAUUCUCUUCUGUUCAGAUUUGCAGUAGUUGAGUCCUUGAGUCAGUAGCACAUGGGUUCUUCUUACCUGAAUGGAAUUACUUCUGAAUAUUGCUUGAGGAUAUUUCAUACAAAUUCUUUUUGAACACCCCCAGUCGCAGUUCAGUAUUCUAAGAAAAUUCUGCAGUUUCUUUUUUCUGAGGCUUAUAGUCCAUCCAGGUUUUAGAGAAACCUUUCAAUAACAUCAUGAGGUUAUUGUGAUGUCAUAUGAAAAUUGGGACAGCUAAUAGUGUAAUGGUUAGAGCUACUGCCUUUGGGCCCAGAAAUCGCAGGUUCAAAUCCCACCUCCACCCACUGUAACCACCAGCAAAGUACUCACUCUCAAUUACUCCAGUAAAAACUAGCCAGAUGUAUAAAUGAGUAAAUAGUCACUUUGAAGAAAAGCGUCAGCUAAAAUGAAUGAAUGUAUCCUCAGUUAUUUCUGGAAAGUUGUUACAACUACAGUAAAUUUAAACAUGGCCUGCACUGCAGUCUCCAGGGACUGUUAGCAGUCAUUGCAUCCCACCUGAAAGGAUGACACACACAAUUAUUGGCAGUUUCUCACUCUGCUGAACAAACCUGAACUGAAUAGUAUCUAAAUUGAUCACUCAAGAAUUUUAUGAAAUGACAGCCAUCUGUCCCCAGAGUGCUCCCUAUGAAGUAAAGAUUUAUGCAUGGGACAUUGUGUCCGGCACUGGUCUCCGUGUUUUUAAAAUGUUAAGUUUGCCUAAUGGAAGGAAAAGAUUGACAGUCUCAAAGGCAGCCACAUCAUUUUUAAUGCAAAUGAACUGCCUUUUUCACAUGCACAUAUUGUAUCAGUUUUACAUGAAGUUUGCCCUGAAACUUGAUGACCCAUUUCAAAGAAUAUUGUUUAAUUUGCUUUAUUCUUAAUGAAUUUUUUCUAUAAGAUAUAAACUUUGCUUGUUUGCACUGGAGGGUGGUUCGUCUGAUGCGCACGCCCUCGAAGUCAGUAGCAGUCAUGGAGCACCGCAGUAAAAAGUGUGAGGCCCAUACUUCACUCCUAGUGCUUUCUGGCAUCACCUAGCACAGUGUGGAGCUUGGACUGUAUCGCGGUGGCCGCAUUUGACCAACAGAGAAGCUCGCAACUGCCUUCAUCAUACCGGAACAUCGUCAAGAGCAGUCUGCUGUAGGUAGUUCUUGCUGCUCUGGAUUUACGCCGUGAUGUCUCCGGGUGUGUGUUUGGAUUCUCCUGCUGCAUCCUGUAGGUCUUCUUGAUCUGAAGGGGAAAAAAAUGCAGUAGAAGUCAUUUACAGGAUGUCCUAUGCGCAGAAUAAAUGGCAGCCCACAGUAAUACCCUAACUGUUUUUAACAGCUUUACUUGUUACGGUUCCCUUUUUGUUAAGGUGAGACAUUUUUACAUGAAUAUGUGGGAACUGCAAGACAAUAUCACAAUAGCAUUGUGACUUUUCUUCUAUAUUAAGAAAAGAGUGGAUUUUAAACAUUUCUCUAUGACUGUGAUGAUACCCCUGAGUGUUAGAGGCUACAUACUACUCCCAAAUUCUGUGUACCUUCACUUUCGAUGUAACUACACUAAAACUAACUACACAUUUAAUUUGAGCUGGUGAACCUGUUUACAGUGUAUUUUAAGGCAUUUCUUGCCAUAUGGCUUUGUUUUAUCAACUGUUAAAAUACAGCAUAAACAGGUGGAUCAUCAGCUACACAUACAGUAGAUACAAUAUAUUUAUAUGUGUUUUAGAGCACAUUCUGCCAUUUUUUAUGACUGUGCCUAGAUUUUACUCUCACGUAGAAGUGCUGCCUGCUACUCACAGAGUGUGUGAGCCGUUUCUUUGACCCCCCCUCCACUGCCACAGCUAUUUGGGGAAAUUGUGUGUGCAGCAUAAUUUUUGGGGCCUCAUUUCCUGGGUUUUUAGAAAAGCAGAGAUUAUCGCAGCAAUUUUUUUUUUUUUUUUUUUUUUUGGUAUAUGUGUUGUGUAGCACUGGCAUACUUGAAGCCAGCUUAUCCACUUUUUUUGCAUAUUUCAUCUGUUUAGUCUGUGACUUGCAAUAUUUGGCAAGGUGUCACUUUGAGUCAGUAUUUUUACAAUCUUAUUUCCCCACAGUUAUUUCUAAUACGGGGGUGCGGUGGCGCAGUGGGUUGGACCGCAGUCCCGCUCUCCGGUGG